Molecule: messenger RNA, 5061 nt
Organism: Myripristis murdjan (pinecone soldierfish)
Lineage: Eukaryota; Metazoa; Chordata; Actinopteri; Holocentriformes; Holocentridae
Gene: rnf111
Product: ring finger protein 111
Exons: 15
Coding region: 458-3580 (1040 amino acids)
Source: RefSeq, a predicted model, not a curated record
CACUAGAGAGACUGUAGGACACGCUACGGUGGUGUGAGAGUCCGUUGAACACCAAUAAUGACUGGGUAAAAUCGGCUCUUUGGUUAGUGAAGUGGAGCUAGCGUUAACGUUAGCUUUAGCCCGUCGCCAGCCAGGGCCCUUUUGCCUUCGAUUUUGCCUCUCAGCUCAGCUCGGGACUGUGUUGUCAGUUUCACAAUCCCAACCACUAACCUCCUCGGAUCGCGAUGUGUACGUAGGCCCGGCUCGUUUAAUAGUCAGCCUUAACAUUUGUACAACCACCUAUUUUCAUCGGUUUGUCCCAAUUCCCCACUGGGAUCAACCUUACAUGUUUCAAAAAGGCCGGUGACAAAUUUGAAAAAAGGACUAGACCCAGGUUUAGUGAGAUGCCACUGAUAGAUGCCUAGGAACCUGAUGCAAGUGUAUUUGGUGUUUGUUCUGUGAGGACGGACCUGCCACCAUGAAAAGUGAGGUGCCAUCGGAGGCCCCAGGCAGACAGGACCAUCUGAAGGAGCCCCUAGUCAACCCAGAGCCCAUGGAGGCAGCCAAGAGCUUCCCUGGCAAUAUGGAGGUGAUUGGCAAAGCGGGCAGCGAAUUUGGAACCCUGUGUGCUGAGUCCAGGCAUCGGUCCCUGAGGGACACGGGAACACACAGAGACUCAGAAAGGAGCCUCCCCGGGCGCAAAAAACGCAAAAGCCAACAGGCGGGGCCUUCAGAUUGCUCCCUGAAGGAGAGCCACAUCAGCGAGAGUUCGCUGGCCCCACAGCGUCCCAGGAUAGAACUCUUAGAGCACCCCAGUGAAGAUGAACACAAUCACGAGUCCUCUUUCAGUGACUGCGCUUCCUCCCCUUCCUCUAGCCUGCGAUUUGGGGACUCAGACACUCUCAGCUCAGAGGACGAGGGGGAAGCUGGAGCAACAGGGGGCCAACACAAGGCUCCUGCCCUGACAGCGGCAGGAGGGACCGGCGUCGGGCUGCGUCCCGUUCUGGGUCGAACUCGGAGCAGUCGCUCGCAUAAGUGGGUGCGGUCAGAGGCCGAGCCAGUGCUGCUGAAACGACCGUGCCUGAGCAGCAGGCGGCCUCUGCAUAGGAAGCGCUAUGUGAAAACGGCGUCCGGGGGGGCCCCACGGACACAGAAGCAGAAGGAGCGACUGCUUCUCCAGAGGAAGAAACGUGAAGUGAUUGCACGGAGGAAAUAUGCGAUGCUCCACAGCACCAGCAGCUCCAGCGAGGAGCUGAGCAGCGAGUCGUCCUCCCCCUCCUCCACAGAGGCAGAGGAUGAGCUGUACGUCGAUGUCAGCAGCACCAGCAGCCAGCCCAACAGUGCUGCCGUAGCCACAGGUGCUCUGGAUGAGGAUGUGGUGGUGAUCGAGGCAACUCCGGCUCCAGCUCCCCCUGUGCCUGCCAGCGAGGAGAUCAACGUCACCUCCACAGACAGCGAGGUGGAGAUCGUCACAGUAGGAGAUGGCUUCAGGUCUCGCUCAGUCGGGGGUCUCGGGAGGAUCUGGGCCACCAGUUGUUCUCAGUCCCGGCUCCAGGAGCCACGCGGACGCCACCGGCUCUCCACCGUCAUCCAACCGUUGCGCCAGAGUGCUGGGGAGGUGGUGGACCUCACUGUGGAUGAGGAUGAUCUCUCAGUUGUGCCAACCACCUCUGGCAGCAUUCACCCUCAAACAGUCAGGUCGUCCUCGUCUUCAUCUUCCCAUCAUGCCUCUACCUCAGAGCUCAAUGAUGCCCCAGGCCCUUCCACUAGCUGCCCAGGCCCGAUGCCUGACAGUAUGCACACACAGAGGUCAAGUGGCUCUGCCCGCACCGCCACUGAGGAUGACAGCAGACCCAGUUUGUCAAGUGCAGCUGGAGAGAGCGCAGGCACAGCCAUGCCCAGACUCCCAUCCUGCUGUCAGCAGCACUCUCCAUGCGGAGGGCCCUCCCCCGGUCACCUGUCCCUGAGCCACUCCCAUUCCAGCUGCUUGCAAGCCUCGUCCUCUCAGCAACCCAACAGCUCGCAGCACGGCCACAGCCACGGUCACGGUCACAGCCACAGCAAUGCCCACCACUUCCUCCACCACCUGCACCACCCAGCCCCGCAGCCCCCAACCACCCUGCCCUUCCAGGAGCCUAGCUGCCCCGUGGAACGACCCACCGCUCUGCCUGCACCCUGUGCCGGAGUAAGCGGCAGCAACAGUAGUAGUAGCAGCACCACAACUCAUUACCACGACCAGCAAACUCUGCCCGUGGACCUAAGCAACAGCAGCGUGCGGAGCGGUGGAAGCAGCGGGGCUGGAUUCCAUGGUAGCACUUCGGCCUUUGACCCCUGCUGCCCUGGCUCCACCUCACGGCCUCCAGCUUAUGUUUCCCAGGCCACUCCUGGGCCCAGCCAGCCAACUGUGGCGGACUCCUUCAACUCCUCCAUGGUGGCUCAGCCCCAGCCCCAGCCGCAACCCCAGCUGUCCUCCUGCAGACAUUACAUGCACCCCUCCUAUGGCUCUCUAGCACGCUCCCUGCACCAUCAGCCUCCCUCUUCCUGUCCCCAUUCCCAUGGAAAUCCCCCGCCUCCACCGCCACCCCAACCCCCUCCACAGGGUGACUAUGUCAUCCCCCACCCUGUCCACCCAUUCCACACGCCCCUGCCCUCCCACCCCUCAGGCCACACUGUGCCCCCUGCCCCUCCCCCUCCCCUGCCCGCUCACCACCUCUCCAGCGCCAGUGCCCCACUGGCCCAGCACCUGCCUACAGACCACCAGACCCUGCCACACCAUAUGCCGGCGCUGGGGGCGUCAGUGCAGAGGCUCCAUCAACAUGAGAUGCUGCAGAGGAUGGAGGUCCAGAGGCGCCGGAUGAUGCAGCACCCAACACGAGCACAUGAGCGUCCUCCUCCACACCCCCACAGAAUGCACCCCAACUACGGUCAUGGACACCACAUCCACGUGCCUCAGACUAUGUCAUCCCACCCUCGCCAGCCUGAGCAGAGGACAGCGUGGGAGCUGGGCAUAGAGGCUGGAGUGACUGUGGCGCCGUACCCUUCAGGGCACCUGCACUCCCACCUGCCCCACUACCACCCUCCCCCCAGACUGCACCACUUCCCCAUCCCCUUCAUGCACACUGGCAUAUCUGAAGUGACCUACCCGCACAUUCGUUACAUCUCAUCUAGAAUGACUGGCUUUGGAAGAACUUAUGAGGAUCUGCUGCAUUUAGAGGAGAGAUUGGGGACUGUGAACCGAGGGGCCUCUCAGGGAACCAUAGAGAGGUGCACUUACCCACACAAGUACAAAAAGAAGGUGUUGGAGAGAGACAUUGACCAACAGUUAACCCCUGAAGCAUGGGCAUCUAUUGGGAAAAAUAUGCACGCAACCCCAGAAUCGAGAAAGCUGCAUGGUAAGCAAGAUGAAGAUGAGGGGGCAGAUGAAGACACGGAGGAGAAAUGUACCAUCUGCCUGUCAAUACUGGAGGAAGGGGAAGAUGUCAGACGCCUACCAUGUAUGCACCUCUUCCACCAACUGUGUGUGGACCAGUGGCUCCUCACCAAUAAGAAGUGCCCCAUCUGCAGAGUGGACAUUGAAGCGCAGUUGUCUGCUGAGAGUUGAUGCUGUUUUUCCAACAACCUUUUUGUUGAAAUGUUCUUUUCAUUGAUCAUUUUAAUUUUCUCUUCAGUACUGCAGUCAACCAAAGAUGGCAUGAAUUACCUGCGCAGCUCUACUAUGAGGAAAAAAAAAGAAAAAGAAAAAAAAAAAAACAUCUGACAAAAAAAAAGCAUUGAGCCUAGAGUGCCAGCUAUCACAUAUUAUUACAACUAGAAUUCUCCAUUAAGGGUUUAAAAUUUUAUUGUAUUUAUAAAGCUUUUAUGUAGCUUUUGAUUGUUUCCUCAAGUGUCAUUUUUUUUGUUUUGUUUUCUGCAUGUUUCCUUGCAAUGCAUUUCUUUGCACAUAUAACGUGGGCUUAACACGGCCUAACACACACUUGCAGGUGAGGAUAACUGCUCUAGUAAAGAAGCAUUUCUGUAAACCUAAUGCCUUGCUUUACUGGAAUAGAAUGUCAACCUCUGUUUAAAAAAGAAAAAACAAACAAAAAAAAAACAAACAAAAACAUUGCAGGAUUCAUUUUACCAAUCAUUGUAUUGAUUAGUUUAUGUUUAGAAGAUGUGGAUUGUUAGUGAAAGAUGUUUUUUAAGUAAGUCAAGACAUUCCUAACUAGGAAAAUAUGUUAACAGAUCAGCUGCUGUAUUAGUGCACACCCAGUAUUUCUAGAGUGGAAAUAAACUCCAAUGUUCACCUCACUCCCAGAAUAUGCACAUGCUUGGCUACCAUUACACACCUCCCUCUUGCAUCUUCAUUUGACUAAACACCAUAAAUGAGUCAUUUAAUGUAUUUUAAAGAAAAAGAAAAUGAAUGUCACAUCCCUCUCUUCUUGACUGUUCUUUCUAAAUUGAAUGAUUGUUGGGGGUCUGCUGUGAAGCUCGUCCGUGUUCUGUUGGGAUUCAUCCCUGGAGACGGGCCCGAGAUGCUUAACUGGGUUCUGAAAAGGGAUCUCAGGCCUACACAUGUGUAACCGUUUCCACAUGAGCCUGCAAUCUGUUUGAUACUGACAGCGGCAUUGGCUUUAUUCAUUCUGUUAAUUUGAUCCCUGCCUCGGUUCAGGGGGAAAUACACAGCUCGAUUAGGGGUAAUAAUUUGCUGUUUAUUCUCACAAUCCAAAUCAUUUUAUCCACCCUCUCUUUUGUCUCUCUGUAAUGACACAGCAGUCUCCAGUUUUACUGCUGGGGAAAGCAUAACACUAAUACUCUUGACUAACUCACUUGCAUAGACUUGCACAAGAGAGAAAAAGAUAGGAGUGUAGUAGUGAAUAUAACAGUGCGCUAAGGCCAUGUAUUUCCACUCUGAUCAAUAUAGAAAAAAGGAAAAAAAAAAAAAAAAGAAACAGAAAAAGCUAACAUUUUGAAUGGAGUGUUGGAAUGCACUGUACUUAAAGCAGGUAUCCAUGCAUUCAUUGACUUAAUGGCACCAGGAUCAUAUUCUGUGGGAUUUAUAUUAGUUUUAAAAAAUAAUAUUAAUAAACUUGGAUAACUCUU